Meleagris gallopavo (turkey) is the source of this 4237-nucleotide messenger RNA. RefSeq names its product von Willebrand factor A domain containing 1 (gene VWA1). Gene Ontology annotation, molecular function: protein binding. The record is from RefSeq and is a predicted model, not a curated record. NCBI's taxonomy places the organism in Eukaryota, Metazoa, Chordata, Aves, Galliformes, Phasianidae.
CCCAAAGGAUUAGCUAAUAUUCCCAGAGCAGGGCGCGCUCCCCGGCCCAUCUACUUUUUCUUUCCUCUCUAUACGUGUUUUCCCUUCUUCUAGUUCAUUCCAGAGCAGAGAGAGCUUUGGAUUUCACUGAGCUUCUCUCUCUCUCUUUUUUUUUCCCUCACAGCUGGACUGCUGCCAGUGUCUCGCAGGGCCGGCAUUUCAUCUAUCGGGACAGAUUUUUCACCCCAGCCCAGCUGCACGCCCGCUGCCUGCGAGCAAACCCCAGCAGCAAGCAGAGCUCGGGAGGGCAGAGCACCCCAUCCCCAGCCAAGGAGGACGUGGAGAGGAAGGAAAAUUGCCUCCAGCACUCAGAGAUUGUAUACCACUGCGCAGCGAAAGAAAGAACUGUCGGAUCUCAAGGCAUGAGCAGCACACAAGCUGCCCUGGGCUCUGCUGGAUCCCUGCACAUAAUAUGACUGAUGCUGAGCCUUUCGUCUGCCUUCACAGAGCCGAGCUUUUGGAUUUAAGGUAGUUUGCCCAGGACUGGACUUUGCUAUGCUGGCCGAGGCAGCUCUUGUGCUCGGUGUGUGGCUGCAGCUCGCUGCGGGGCAGGAGGCACCUGGCCAAGGUCCUCAGCCCUCCAUUUCCAAUUCAGAGGGAGACAUCCUCCUCUUACUGGACAGCUCUGGCAGCGUCUCCUACUAUGAAUUCUCCAAGGUCAAGGAAUUCAUGUGGGACCUCAUGCAGCCUUUCACCUUUGGCCCCAACGAUGUCCAGACCAGCAUCAUCCACAUCAGCACGACCCCCACCAUGGAGUUCCCCUUUGACCGGUACCUGUCCCGUGGGACGGUGCAGCAAGCCAUCCGGAACACCCGACAGCUCAUGGGUGACACCAACACAGGCAAAGCGCUCUCCUUUGCCAAGGAGAAGCUCUUCAGCAAUGACGCCGGUGCCCGGCCAGAUGUGCCCAAGGUUCUGGUUUGGGUAACGGAUGGGUUUUCCAGUGAUGACAUCUCUGAGCCCAUGCAGCUCCUGAAGGACAUGGGAGUGACAGUCUUCAUUGUCAGCACCGGGCGGGGGAAUUACCUGGAGCUGUCUGCUGCUGCCAGCCAGCCUCCGGAGAAGCACCUGCACUUUGUGGACGUGGAUGACCUCCCCAUCAUCACCAAGGAGCUGCGAGAUGCUAUGCUAGAUGUUAUCCAAGCAAAUCGGCUCCGUGUGGUGGAUAUCACAUCAAGCAGCUUCCGUCUGACAUGGCCCCAACUCCUCUCCCAAGAAACCGGUUACUACACCCUCCAGUAUGCCCCAACAGAUGACCUGGCAGCCAAGAGGACAACGCAGGUGUCUGGGGCUCACACCAGCCUCACACUGAGCAAUCUUGCUCCAGAAACUACAUAUGAGGUGGCACUUGUUCCUGAAUCCAACGUCCACUACUUCCCUCCCCAGACAAUAAGGGUUACCACCCUGGCAGAGGAAAUCAGUCCAGCUCAGAUUCUCAUCUCGGACUCCAGGCCACACAGCUUCCAAGUCAGCUGGGCUCCUACACCAGACAGUGUGACUAGCUACCAGGUCCUGUAUGGGCCACUUCGUGGGGACUCAGCACAGCUGCUGGAGGUGGAUGGCACCCACAACAGCACUGUUGUGGAGAACCUGGCACCCAACACCACCUAUCUGGUGACAGUGACUGCGAUCUACAGUUCAGGAAAGGAGAAAUCGUUGUCAGCCAAAGCAUGCACUCAGGAAGAGGGCUCCAAAGUGAGGCAUCUUCGCUUUGAAGACUUGGGCUCCAACACCCUGAAGGCUUCAUGGGAUGCUGCAGAUGGGAAGGUCCUUGGUUACCGAGUCAGGUGCCGGCGGCAAACCGGCCCUUCAUCACUCAUCAGUGUGUCACCACACAUCCACAGCGUGCUCCUCACAGACAUGGCCCCAGGCACCACAAACAAAGUGUGUGUCAAGUCCAUGUACAAGGAUCAGCCAGGCAAGGGGCUGUGCCGCAUGGUGCACAUGCAGCCAGCUACAGAAGCCCCGGGGUACAAGCACAGACAGAGGGCAUGACAGACGUGAGCGUGAACUGAUCCCCCCACAGAGCAGGAGAUCUUGCUUGGAACAAAGGUUUGGAUGAAAUGGAGGGACUUACAGAGGAAAUCAGAAAGCUCACAGACCAUCUCCCAGCCUGCACUGUCUGUUGAGCUGUCCUGGUUGCAAAGCCUGAGGGCCAUCCUCGGUCAAGUCCUCGCAAAGCUUGAAGAUGGGGUUCAGCUGGACGGAGCUGACAAUCCCACUGCUAGAUGCCAAAUCUGUACCCUCUCUUGUAUAAACAUGCCUGACAAACAACAAACAAAAGGCAACCUGAUGAAUCCUCACUAUUGCUUGCUUAUUUCCCGUACUCUAUUUAUUAAAUGUUGAUACAGUUGUAUUUUUGCAGCCUGUGAGCAUGUUCAGGAUGCAGCUGUUUACUGCACUAGCCUUUUGUUCUGGGCACUGCACUCAGAGAAAAAUUGCAAGCUGUCAACAGCCACUGACACUGACAAAUAGCUUACCUUCAACUUAUCCAGUGUAUUUAAUACACGUUUCAAAGUAGGCAUCCCCAAAGUAUACCAUCUCAGGGAUGGAAGGUGAAAGCAGUAAGAGAAAGAAUAACAAGUACAGAGAACAUACAGUAUGCAGAGGAAACCUGGUCAAAGGCUCUAGGACUUCUGAAAAGAAGAAAAGAGGUUAUACCCAUUUGAUCUUCGGCCAGGACAUGGAGCCACGUUGUAAAAGACAUUUUGCUUUCUAUGCAGUAAAUGAAUAAUCUAGUUUUCCUGGGGGGGAAGGGUGAUUUAUGGCAAACUUGGUUGGUGAACUCUGAGGAAUGGAACAAGAAAGCAGUGCCAGCCCAGGGCGCUGGGUGCACUAUGAGAAGUUUGUUCAUGUCUGCCUGCUGAAUUCCUGAGUUUUAUCAACACUGGUAAUGGUGUUAAAUUCAUCUGCUGCAGUGACACAGAGAUCCCAGAUGGACUCUGAAGGAUUCAGCUCCCCCAAGUCAUUUGCUUUGGGAUUUAAUAGCAGUCUGAGAGAGCAGAAAACUCAGAAAACUUGGAACUUUGCUUCCCCAGCAGGUUACACUAUUCUCAGCCCUCAGCUGAGCCCAAGGAGCAGCAGCAAGUCAAGAAAGGCCAGACUGCAUGGCCAUACAAAGCUGUUAUUUUGGUCUCUCAUUCAAAUGCAUACCUUCAAACAACACAACAGCACAGUGCUGCCUGGAUUGUGACCACCAAAUGAGUGCGGCAUACCUGCAAUCAGUUGCAGCAAGUCAGAUAUGCGUCCUACAGCAGAUAUAUUGAGAUUAAUUAGCAUGUUCUACGGCUAAUUAGGAGACAUCAGACUUUAGCACUAUCAUUCCUGGCUCUAUCCUUUGCACGCUUAAAAUAUUUUAAGAUUUCUUGUCCGGGGCUCCUACCCAGUGCUAAGCUUUAGCUCAUUUUAAGAACCAUUAUUUUUUCCAGGAGAUGAGUAAAUCUGGUUCUUUCCCUCUGGCCCCACGCUUGAAUUGGCUGUCACUAUGCUAGUCUUCAGAAAGGGGAGCUGAAAAAUAAAUAAGACAAUUCUAGCAGCUAGUGACAAAACCACACGAAAAGCCCAGUUCCAAAAUUUGGGUCUUAUGGCUAUAAAGAAACACAACUACAUCUCUGGUAACUGAAACCAGCAUCAGUGGGAACACCUCGUCUCACUAAUGCUUGCUCUAUUUUAAAUGUUGCUUGUUUGCUCUACAUAUGAAAAAUUCAUUUUCUUAAAGCUAUGCUUGGAGAGCCUCCAUGCACUGAUAGUCCAUCCCACAAACCCUCCAUAGCUCUGCUUAUGGACUCCUUCAAAUAAUUCCUUCUGGAGCUGAAAGGAACUUUGUCUCUGACCUGGAGUGCUGAGCAUGGAAUGCAACACGCGCGGGUUUGUGGGACAUUUGCCUUGGGCUCCUCACACAGGAGGAUGGGAUGGGAGGGAGGUGAGUCAUUCAUUAACUCAGUAAGAGGAUUUCGUAUGAUUUGUGUUCUCCUAUGGAAUGUGUAUGUGUGACUGAUUAAUCUUAAUGGAGACUCUGUGCUGAGGGGAAGAUAAAGCCUCUGGAAUCUCUCAUGCAAUAAAGUAUCUUGUUCAUUCUUGCUGUAGGACAGAAACUGUUGAGUACAACUCCCCGCAUAGCUUACUACUGCAUUAAGAUCUCCCCCCCAGAUGUAAUGCACCCUUUUUAAGACAGUCAAUUAAAAAUACAAGAGCUGUU